GGAAGUGGUAAAAACGAAGAGCCGUUUGGGAGCCGAAAGAGCCGGCUCUUCUUGGUGAGCUGAGCCAAAUGAUCUGAUUCACUAAAAAGAGCCCUAAUUCCCAUCACUGGUUCGGAGGGGAAGCCACGCGCACCGGUAGAUCCGAAACAGUUUCCCGCGAGAUGGACGUUUAGCAAAACUACAAGGAAAAACUACAUGUUGUUAUGGUAGCUAGCCAGCUGUAUUUACAGAUAGGUGAGUCUGUGUUAGCCUAGUUAUGUGUGCUUCAACGCAACGUUAACUAUAGUAGCUGUAAAGUUAUCAUCCACACAGACACACAGGCAGACAGACAGACAGACAGACAGGUGAGUAUCAGGAUGGACAGAGAGUGUGUGUCUCUGCUGCCCGGUGUGUGUGAGGUGCUGGCGAACUCAGGGAGGUCUCUGCCUGAUGACACCAGCCUGGAGAAGCUGCUGGACUGGUUCACAGGGCUCACAGAGACUGGAGGAUCUCUGCUGGAGGCCUGCCCAUGUCUGCUGGAGUUCAUAUCCACUGUGGUUCACAACACCGCUGCAGACCCCGGUGUCCUCUCCUUCACGCUCAGACUCACCGGCUUAUUGGCUGCCGCCGAGGACGGCUUCAAAAUGUUUCAGGAACGCUCUGUCCUGAACCAGGUCUUCAACCUUCAGCACUGGCAAGAAGCAGGACUCUGGGAGGAUCCCUGUUUACGGAUCGGCUGGAUCCAGGGCUUAAGGAGCAUGCUGCAGCACCCAAAGGCUCUCAGUUUCUUUGUACAAUCAGAUUUCAUCGUCCCACUCCUGCAACUCCAGACAGACACAAGUCUAUUCGUUGCCUCAGCUGCAAAUCAAAUGCUCGCCCACGUCCUGCUCUCCUGUCAGCCAGUCUCGUCUGCAGGAUGUAACGGCGUAGAUAAGAAAGAAGACGGGAGGACGCAUACCGGUGCAGAGUACACUGCUGUUGUCACGGCGAUCUCAGAGUACCUCAAGGAGUCGCUGGUUCCCAAAGAAAACACAAAGCUCUGUCAGAGUCUGCCGAUGCUCAAACUGCUGGCCCUGCUCCUGGCCCAGGCCGGGCCUCGUCUCCAGAACGACCUGCUGCAGACAGUCGCAGACUCUCUGGAGGAACUGGUGACGGCAGGCUGCAGUCAGCUCACGCUGCCGCUGAUGGACAUCAUCCUGGCUGCAUGCAGGAGCUCCGGCGAUGAUGAACUCGCCUCAGACCAACUCGUCACCCGUCUUCUAUCGUCCAUGUUGAGCAUUAACAAACCCGCUGACCUCAUUCAUGCUGCAGCUGCUUUUCUUCGCAGAGGUCGACAUGAUAAGGUCCACACAGCCCGGGCCGUGAGAAUACUACUGCUACCCCUCCACAUUAUGACUGGUCAGACUCUACUGGACACAAACACCACUGCAGACGAGCAUCGGUUACAAGUGGUUGAGCAGCUGAAGAGUAAAACCUCCUGCAUCUCUAUGAUCUGUGUCUGUCUGACAAACACACCACACAUCACGCUCAUGCCACCUGACGUCCUCCCCUGUCCUCCAGUUUUGAUUAUCACUGCAGUUCUAUCAUUAUUAAGGAUCUGCAGUGGUGUCUCCUCCUCCUCCUCCUCCUCCUCCUCAUCUUCAUCCACUGGGUGCAGUGAUGUUUGCAGGAACUUAAUCGGCAGUGGCAAAGUUCAGAAAAGUGCCCUCGAGGCUCUGACGGCUCUCAACAGCAGCCCAGGAGCUAAUGAGAAGAUCAGUGAGGUGUUCACAGUUCUGAUACAAUAUCUGGACAAUCCUGAUUCUGACCCCACUGUUCUCCACAAGUGCUGCCAGGCCUUAGUAAAGUGGAUGAGUGUGUGCACAGACCUGCACUUUAUAACAGAGCAGCUGAGACAAGAUCUCGUGGCGGUAGUGAAGAAGCGUGUGUGUGACAUGCAUUGGGAGGUGAGAGACUCGACGGUGGAGUUUCUGGGACACCUGGCAGGCGUGCGUGUCUCCAUGAAAUCAGCCGAGGAGGCGUGUGACGCGUCUGAGGCUCUGCUGGGCGGCGGCUGUACCACUCCCCUCCUGAAGGAAGCGCUCCAGGAUACAGAGAGUUAUGUGAGAGCCAGCGCCGUCUCUGCACUGGCAAAGACACUGACACACAGCUGGCAACAGGGGGCAGCGCUCACCCAGGAGGAGACUGAAAUCGUGAGCCGACUGCUUGAGAUCCUCUCAAAGGACACAGAGGGAUUCCCCAGGAGGGCCGUUGUACAAUACUUCAUCUCCUGGUUCUCUUCACGCUCGUCAUCAUCCUCCUCCUCCUCCUCCUCCUCCUCCUCACUCAUGAUGCAGUGCGUACGCUCCGUCCUCUCACAAGGCAGCGCAGAUCUGGACUGGGAGGUCAAAGUUCACACUCUGGAGCUGGCUGAGCUGCUGCUGGACGAAGCCUUUUCAGGUCACCGGGGUUACAGCAAGGGCUCCAACGCACAUCGUGCCCUGCCGCACCCUUAUGGUGUGGUUUCUGAUCAAGCUUACACACUUCACACUCACUCCGGCACACCCACGGAGGGCGCGGCGUCGGACUUGGCCGGCGCGGUCGAGCAGGGAGUCAUCUCAGCGCUGUUGAGUGGUCUGGUUGACUGCGAUAGACCUGUGGGUCUGAAGGCCUGUCGACUGCUGAUAACACUCAGAGACACAGUCUGCCCUCUGUCGCUAGGGGCGCUGGAUGCAACUGCUGCCAUGGCAACAGUGUCCUGUGAGCUGCCUGGCCAGGGAUGGGGGCAGGAGAUCAGGAAGAUACUGGGGAUGAAGAUGAGCAACAUCGCAGCUCAGAGAAGUACGAACGGAGCAGCCGAGGGAGGCGACGGCGUGACUGUGAGUGUGUGUGAGGCGUUGAGGUCGCUGGGUUUAGACGAGAGGCUGGACGUCCUGACUCAAAGCAGCGACCACGUCCACAACUCGCCCCUCUCUCUGCUGCAGGACAUACUGACUGCGAGCGCCGCUCACACUCAUCCAGACACACAACCAGGACAAGAGGUCAUCGUGGACUGCUACUGACACACACACACACACACACACACACACACACACACACACACACAGCCUUGCGUUGGUUUGUUAUCAGUGAUGAACAACACACUCUUAACUCAGGGUACAUUUGCCUUCAUGAUGUUGUGAUAUUUUGGUUACUUUAGUAAAAGAGGAA
Messenger RNA from Sebastes umbrosus (honeycomb rockfish), 3168 nucleotides. RefSeq names its product BRCA1-associated ATM activator 1 (gene brat1). Gene Ontology annotation, biological process: DNA damage response; positive regulation of protein phosphorylation; cell population proliferation. NCBI's taxonomy places the organism in Eukaryota, Metazoa, Chordata, Actinopteri, Perciformes, Sebastidae. The record is from RefSeq and is a predicted model, not a curated record. Gene Ontology annotation, cellular component: nucleus.